AUGUCUUUCCUCCAAACACUCCUCCAAUCUUUGCGGGACAACAUUGCUGUUCUCGAACAUGAAGUCGACCUACACAAUCUAGGAACACCCCAAGUUUGGGACCCAGAAGCUUCUACAAAGUUCGACGAUCCCGAGCAUUUAAUCUCUUGGCAAGCGUUUGAGGCUAUCGAGAAGAUUCGCGUGGACGUCCGCGCUCUUGAUGCAGCAGUUACACCCAAUCACAUCAAGCUGCUUGAGAUGGGCCUGCAACCAGCGCGGACGAGUGCACUCAACGUCGCAGUGUCCCUUGGUAUCACAGAUGCAAUAACAGAUCUUGGAGGCGAUGCGAAGCUGGCAGAUUUAGCCAGUCAACUGAACGUCAAUGAGCAGAAAUUAGGGAGAGUCAUGAGAACACUGGCAGCUGAGUACAUCUACCAAGAAAAGCAGCCAAACGUGUUCAGCAAUGCUCGACAUAGUAAGAACCUCGAAAAGGAGGGCAGUGCUGCUCAAUUCUUGUCCCUCUUAUCGAACGAGGGCCUUAGGAGCUCCGCAGGUCUACUAUCUCAUAUGACAGACAUCAAGACCAAAGACUCUUAUCUGGCCACAGAUGCUCCUUUCUGUUCUGCAGUGGCACAGAAGGGAGAAACAUUCUUUGAAUAUAUUAGUCAUCCCGAGAACUCCGGCGUUGCGCUCAAGGUCAUCAAGGGUGUUCUGCCAUGGCUCAAUCGAACGACUAGACCAGCGCUUCUUAAUGACUAUCCUUGGCAUGAGAGCCCCAGAGCCCGAGUUGUUGAUGUUGGGUGCGGUCCAGGUGACAGCGGUUUUGACAUCAUGAGGCAUAACCCGGAGCUUCAUUGGACCUUUCAGGAUCUUCAACCCGCCAUCGAGAGCUUGAGAUCCAAUCUGCCUAAGGAUAUUGCACAAAGAGCUGCCGAUGGGAAAGUCAAAUGUGUUGUACAGGACUACUUCAAAGACAACGUAGCAGAAGGUGACAUAUGGUACCUCAGAGGAGUUUUACGCGAAUACGAUGAUGAAGACGCUAUCAAGAUACUUACCAAAGUUGCGAACUCGAUGAGAAAGACUCCGGGCUCACGUAUGGUGAUCAACGAGAUUUGGAACUCCAGCCCGUUCAUUGUCAGCAAUCAGAACGCGGCCCCAUCUACUCUGACACCUAUCCACCAGUCAAGACUUCCGGACCUUGCUAACUUGAUGACAUGGGAUACUUUUUUCUUCUUUGGCGGGAAGGAAAGAUCAGUGCCAGAGCUCGAGUUCAUUCUUGAAAAGGCCGGUUUAAGAAUUAGUCGCUUCUUCCAGUUCCGCACAAUCACUACGAUGGUGGAGUGUUCGUUAGCUUGA
Messenger RNA from Colletotrichum godetiae, 1335 nucleotides. Its product is annotated as S-adenosyl-L-methionine-dependent methyltransferase. Bases 1 to 1335 code for a protein of 444 amino acids. The record is from RefSeq and is a predicted model, not a curated record. The transcript has 6 exons. Gene Ontology annotation, molecular function: O-methyltransferase activity. Lineage: Eukaryota; Fungi; Ascomycota; Sordariomycetes; Glomerellales; Glomerellaceae.